AAACUUUCUGAAAAAUUACGUUGCAGAGUGUACUCUGGUAGAAGAGAGAGAAAACGGACAGAGGAAAUCAUGGAGUUUGUAGUUGAAAAAGGCAAGGAACCUCACACCGAAUGCUCUACUUUGAUACUAGUUAGCUAAUUUUGCAGAUUUUGAUUUUGAAUGAUUAGCCAGCUUUAUCAAUUGGAAAUGUUGGGCAAUUAGCAUUGGAUUUGUUGAUAACUUCAAUGGGUACGGAGAAAGUCGGGUAUUUGGAUGAUCCAAAUAUACUUCCUUGUGUUGGUAAUGACGCUUUUGGUCCGAUUCCGAAUGGCGACCUUGCUCUCCCCCUCGAAGUCUAUGAUUCGACUUCCAAUAAAUUGACUUGUGUCCAACAAAGAUCUCCAGUAGUUAAGGGGAUGAUGGUUCAAUUUGCCCAAAAUUUGGCUGAUUUUGCCGUUGCUGCUGGAAUGAAGCAUGUUGUUGUGCUUUCUAGUUUGGACUUUGGGCGGUGGAAAAAAGUCGAUAUGUCAAGUGGAAUGCCUAUACAUUAUCUCUCAAGCACCAACCCAGACGGAUCUGAUGAUGAUUGUGAAAAGCUUGGAUGGAAAAGACUGCAAGAAUACAGUCCUUCGCAAAGGCGAUGGCAGCAUCUCAGCGCAGUUGCAGAAGGAAAUAGUGUUGAGGAAGAUUCUAUUACUUUUGAUGAUGAUCUAGAAGAAGAUGAUGAUUAUUAUGCCAGUUUGCCUUUUGCUGCACUAUUUUCUUGUUUUAAGGCUAGAGGUUUGAAGGUGACUUGCUUGCUCUGUUACUGUUCAGAAGGAGAUAACAUAGGCGAUUCUUAUAAUCUUGCUGAGGCUGCAUGCAGAGUUUUGGGAUUGCGCACUAGUGAUCGCAAUGCCAAUGAAGUUGGAGGAUGGGUAACCCCACUUUCAUGGAAGAGUGUGUACGGACCACCCCCAGAUAUGUGGAUGUUCUAGGCCUGAUUGAACUUGGAGAACUUUGGACAUCAAAUACAUGUUAAACUCUAUGUUUGAUGGUUAACAAAUCAAAGUGAAAGAAAACAUGACCGCAGAAGAUCCAGCUGUAAGGUGUUGAAUUGGCUGGAAAUCUGGAAUGGCUACAAAGCUUCCCUGGCUUUGGUUUAUUGGUUAGGUAUUCUUCCUUAAUCACCUUCUGAACUGAAUUGUAUGUUACAGUACGUGUUAAUUCUAAUAUAACAGUUACGCCUCUGUUCUUUUGUGUCUGGUGAAUUAUUAACAUAGUAGGCAUAAUCCUUUUUUUCUCGA
Spinacia oleracea (spinach) is the source of this 1265-nucleotide messenger RNA. RefSeq lists its product as uncharacterized. The record is from RefSeq and is a predicted model, not a curated record. Gene Ontology annotation, cellular component: cytosol; nucleus. Lineage: Eukaryota; Viridiplantae; Streptophyta; Magnoliopsida; Caryophyllales; Amaranthaceae. Gene Ontology annotation, biological process: proteasome assembly. Bases 225 to 956 code for a protein of 243 amino acids. The transcript has 7 exons.